Messenger RNA from Wasmannia auropunctata (little fire ant), 1802 nucleotides. It is a transcript of the gene Fas3, whose product is annotated as fasciclin-3. Bases 1 to 1683 code for a protein of 560 amino acids. Lineage: Eukaryota; Metazoa; Arthropoda; Insecta; Hymenoptera; Formicidae. The transcript is spliced from 11 exons. The record is from RefSeq and is a predicted model, not a curated record.
AUGUCGAGUGAGUUUAGUGACGAAAGAGCGGAUAGGGAGAGGAAAAAAGUCGGCUACAUCCCUUCCCAUUGUAGAUCACGUUGCCUAUUAUUAAUCUCGUACGUUCGUCUGUUUUCAGCAAAGUUAAAUAUCAUUGACAUCGAGCCAAAAGGAGAGAUGGCCGUGCGAGUCGGCGAGAGCCUGCAGAUUCUCUGCACCGCCCCACAACCGAUUAAAUUUUGCCGCGUAGAGGUGCCUGGCGAGAUUAGCCAGGUGCUAAACCCGGGAGAACCGCCGGAAGCUGGCAUUGAGUAUUACGGCAACGGAUUGCGGCAAGGCCAGUGCGGCAUCCGUAUCGCUAAUGUGAAGGAAACUCACGAUGGCACCUUCAAAUGCUUCCUGACGCCCGUUGGCACCCGGCAAGAGGCAACUGCUUCUCUCAAGAUUGUCGUCGCGAGACCACCUGGAAACCUCGAAAUUAUGAUGAAUCGUGGAAGUAUUGGCGUAAACAAAUACAGAAAGGGUGAGAAAAUGGAAGUCAGCUGCAUCGCUCCAUCUGGACGGCCAGCAGCGAAUGUGUCCCUGUUUCUUGAUGACGAGCCGAUUAGCGAGGAGAGGUACACCUUUUACGGCACGAAUAUGGACGACUCGUCAAUGCAAAACGCUUCACGUAGUUUAGAUUGGACAGAUAACGGCAAGAUGUUAAAAUGCAUAGCCAACCACAUCGCCCUUGAGAAGCCCAUAGAAAAGGUUGUGAGAAUCGAAGUAUACUUUCCACCACAGCCACAAGCAACUUUUGAAAGAUUCGGAUACGUAAUUGGCAGACAGGGAAUCAUCAAUGUUACUGUUUAUGCAAAUCCCAGGCCGCGAUUUACAUGGAAAGUGAACGAUGAAAAAAUUGACGAAGGUCGUCCCGACGAGAGUAAUCGAUUAGAAACUUCAACCGCCGUCGAUUUGGGGAGAGGAGCAUGGAGCGUAAUUCUGACGAUCGACAGCGUACAGAAAUCCGACACGGAAAAGCAGUACGUGUUGGAGGCGACCAACAGUGAGGGAUCGUAUAACUAUCAUGUCGUUUUGUCGACAUCCUCAGAACCGGCGGGCGUUGAUUUGGACGCUGGAUCUAUCAUCGGUAUUGUCGUGGGCGUUCUGGUGCUCGUACUCAUUAUUUUCCUCGUAAUCUUUGCACGCGCGACCGGCCGCUGGUGCUUUGCAGGUCGUUCGUCUACCAGGAAUCUCGGGGAGUCAGACUUCGCGGACCCAGCGACGGGCGUUAGUCUUCUUCACCUCGGCAAAUCGAAAACUACGGCCGAUGUCGUUAGAAAAAGAAGUGACACAGAAAGCGCCGGCAGAUAUUCCCGAUCGGAGGUCGACGGAGCGUCGUCCCGAGGACAACGGAGACCGAGGAUCAAUCUGUCCCGACUCUUCGGAAGGAACAAAGAUAAAGUGUCCGGCGCCGAUACGGACACCAUGAAGACCGUCGUUACCGUCGACGACGAGAAGCUUCCAACCGUUGAGCCGGCCGCGCAGGAAGGCAGAACGAAUCCUCCGACAGGCGAGGGUGGAAUAGUGUACGCGGAAUUGGAUCUUACGCAACAGCAGCAAGGUGUCGCACCUCGCCGAGUUAACGAGGACAAAACGGAGUACGCUGAAAUCUUGUACACGAAACCAGAAACCGAGGAAGCAGCCGACAACAAGGACAAAUAAAUUGCGUCUCCGUAAAAGCGAUAAAAAAUUAGAAGACGAUCGUGUGGCGUAUCCCCUUUUUACGUUCUAGAACAACGUCUCAUUUUUCCGCAAAAUCAAUGUUUUUCUACCGAGAGAGC